Messenger RNA from Aspergillus caelatus, 345 nucleotides. RefSeq lists its product as uncharacterized. The record is from RefSeq and is a predicted model, not a curated record. NCBI's taxonomy places the organism in Eukaryota, Fungi, Ascomycota, Eurotiomycetes, Eurotiales, Aspergillaceae. Bases 115 to 270 code for a protein of 51 amino acids. The transcript has a single exon.
GGGAGACCGAACUAAAGCAGAGCUGAAAGCGAAAACGGAUUGAGUUCGGCAAAGCCACUUGCGUCAAGGAGAACCGUGGCUGGUGAGGAGCUGAAAGGAAGAAAAAAGAAAAAGAUGAAUGGGAAUAAAAAGCAAAAAAAGAGUCAGAGAGAAAAAGAAAUAGAGGGGGAAAAAAAACCUGCUGAUAGAGGGAUGGAUCUCCUAGAUACGAGUGGAGUACCAGUGAUAAUGAUGAGGGACCUAAGGAAUGGUUUAAUCAAAAAGCAAUGAAAUAAACAAAUAGAUACAUUAGGGGAAUAUGCUCAAAGAACAAGUGGUCAUAAUUUGAAUGUAAUGGAGAGAUAC